This is a messenger RNA of Nerophis lumbriciformis (worm pipefish), 1364 nucleotides long. Its product is annotated as platelet-derived growth factor receptor-like protein. Lineage: Eukaryota; Metazoa; Chordata; Actinopteri; Syngnathiformes; Syngnathidae. The record is from RefSeq and is a predicted model, not a curated record.
UACUAAUGCCACUCUCAGGAGGAGCAGCUGACCAUUCACAUUGCGAGUUUGGUUAACCACCUCCUGUCUUUGCACCUUCUUUUCUGUCGCUCUCGAUAAAGUUAGCACUUUGUGUUGAACCGCAGAAGGUUUUGGUUAAACCAGUAUCAUGACUUCAGGGACCUUGUUUGGGUCGAAGCGGAGGCUGGUGUUGAGCACUCUCCUUAUUUGUUUGAUAAUCUCCGAAUUAGUUUACUGUCAUAAAGAUGCUAACGAGCGGAAGAAAAGUCCGGGCAGGAAGGCCAAGUCUAGCAAACCUAAACUGGGAAAAGCAGCAACCAAAGAUACACCAGCAGGAAAAAACAAAGCAAAGGUUAAAGCUCCAGUGCAGGCUCAGACCUUACUUACGCAGGUCAUAAACAAAGGUAAGUUCACCAAGGUGGGCGAGACAAUCAGCGUUCAGGCUGGGGACACUCUGGAGCUAAGGUGCAGAGGUAAACCUGUGCAGUGGGGCGUCCCCCCAUACUUGGAGGACGAUGACGAGGGCAGGCUAAGGAUAGUCCAGAACGAGCGAUACGGCGUUCUGACACUAGUCAAUACAACAGGUGCAGAUACAGGGGAGUACACCUGCUACCCCAUGUUCUGUGAGAACACAGACUGCAGAAAGAACUACGACAAAGCGGGCAAAGUCUUUGUUUUCUUCAUGGACCCGCAAGAGCUUUUCGUCCCAACGUCUGACUACUACGAAGUGAUCCAGCUUAGAACCAACUGGCCAACACGCCUCCCCUGCCAAGUGACGUCACCGGAAGCCAAUGUGACGCUGCACCGCGAGUACCCACCAGUGGAGGUGCCAGUGGACGGGACAGAGAUCUCCUUCAACAUCAAGAAAGGCUUCACCAUCCAUCGGCCGAGACCGCAUCACGCCGGAGAGUUGUACUGUGUGGCCAGCCUGGGACGCCUGAGACAGAGCUCCACCAAGUACAUGCUCAUCUAUGUCAACUACCCAAUGGCACCUCCCGCUCCAGUGAUCCAAGCCAAUGCGAGUUCAGUGACCACUGGUGACAAUCUACGCGUCAGCUGCACAGUGAUGGGAGAACGCGAUGUGGUCGUGGAUGUCACAUGGGAGUACCCAGGACAGAAGAUUGGAAGGCCUCAGUACACGCAAGAGAGCAUCAGUGCAGUGAGUGGAGUGUCAGGAGGACUCCUGACUCAGUCCAUCCUCCUGGUGGAUGAGGUGAGGGACGUGGACCAAGGAACUUACACCUGCACUGCUGAAAACCUGCAGGGAUCCAAAUCUGUGUCCACUACAGUCAAUGUGAUUCCCAAAGUUAAACCUCCAAAACCAUAAAACUUGCAGCCCGACUGCACUGAUGUUGAUGUCAAUG